Dinoponera quadriceps is the source of this 4052-nucleotide messenger RNA. It is a transcript of the gene cnc, whose product is annotated as segmentation protein cap'n'collar. Lineage: Eukaryota; Metazoa; Arthropoda; Insecta; Hymenoptera; Formicidae. Gene Ontology annotation, biological process: regulation of transcription by RNA polymerase II. Bases 1058 to 3991 code for a protein of 977 amino acids. Gene Ontology annotation, molecular function: RNA polymerase II cis-regulatory region sequence-specific DNA binding; DNA-binding transcription factor activity, RNA polymerase II-specific. The transcript has 13 exons. Gene Ontology annotation, cellular component: nucleus. The record is from RefSeq and is a predicted model, not a curated record.
UCUCUCGCGGCAAGGUGCGCGCGCGUGGCGUUCGCUCCGUUUCUCUCCGCGCUUCUGACGACUGUCGAGGGAGCGAGAGAAGUGUCGUAAGUCUUCGCGCGCGUCUUCGUCUGCCGAUGUCAUGGCAUGAGAACGCGGUGUCCACGUAAUUCGCCGCCUGUCACACUGCGCGACGAUCCCUUUAUUCUCGGAGAGGCGAGUCGCGAGCGAGCGAGAUUUUCGCCCUGUGUACGCGCACACGUGCGUCUUCCUUUCGGGCGUACGUACACGUGUGUGUAUAUGCGUGUGUGUGUGCGCGAGAGUGCGGGUUCGCCGUUUCAGCUGUUUUUUCCGCGGUCGCAGCUGAUCGCGGAUGGUUCGCGCGCUCGCUGUCAGUGCGACGAUAGUGUCCGAGCGCGCCGCUAACGGAACACGGAGGUGCUGACUCGCGGUUUGUCAAAGAGGUGUGUGUGCGUGUAUGUGCGCGAUUCUCGGCGCGCGUGUGGCGAGGCGCGCGCGCACAUUCGAGGUGCAGUUUGAUGUGGCUCGUGGGCGCUUUUGAGGUUAUUUUCGGUGUCGCUCGCGCGUGUAACUGACCUAUCUACACGCACGGCGCAGGCAAAAGCCGCGAUUCUUUAUUUCGAGUCCGCCGGUACGGACCGACGGGUCGCGUUCCCCGGCCGCUCCUCCGUGCUUCUCGCGCGCGACCGAGGCGAAUCAAAGCCGACAGCCGAGCGCGUUACUCAUCCGGCCUGUCGCCGCGGCGUAACCUAACCUAACCUUAAAGCCCGAGAGGCUCCAAAGACCACUGCUCGAGAUGUGCUACAUCGCGUGAACACGGUGUGCUGUUGUUACCCUCUCUAUCUCUCUCUAUUUGUCUCUCCAGGGAAGACUGUUUAUUUCCACGGGACUGUCUUUACGCUGUUCGCACGUGAUGUCAGUGAAUACCUUGCGGGACAGCCGCGCCGUCUCAUGAUGUUAAAGCUAUCGCUUGUACUUAACGUUGACAGCCAGCCACUGUGACGACACGUCAGUGCCUAUAGAACUCUGUUCUCAGUCUGAUCGCAAUCGGAGCAAGAUGCUGUGCAUAAAGAAACUCUAUCGGGAGGAGCUGCUGCAACUGGCGUUGCUGCUCUCCCUGCUGCGCGUGGAUCCAGAAUACUACCUGGACAUCCGGACCAUCGGCGUAGGUUCUUUGGAUCUCUACAAUGGUUCCGGAUGGCACACAGACACCCACACGAUCGUCCAUCGUCCGAUGUACGUCCACCCAAAGAAUCCAGACUCUAUGCUUUUGAAUUAUCAGAGGGACCUGUUCGAGGAACUGAACUCACUGGGGAGAUACAACAGAAUGAGCUCUGGCUUCAAUGCCAUACACGCUUACCUGCUGAACAUUGAUGAAACUAACAGAGAUGCAGCAGUAGCAGGCCCUAGUGUGCCUGUUCCAAGUCCAGCGAGAAAUGUGACGUCUCCGGAUCAACCAAACUCCACGCAAACUCCAGCAGAACCAGUCAGCGCAGCGGAACUCACUCAAGAGGAUAUGGACCUGAUCGAGGUUCUCUGGAAGCAGGACGUGGAUCUAGGAUUCACGUUAGUGGAGCCGGCGGCGGCACCCACCAAAAAGUCGUCCACGUCGGAGAAAGAAUCGGCGGAUGAGAUCGAGAAGCUGAAGACCUUGGAAGCUAUUAAUGCCACCAAUCAGAAGGAUGACGGCAAAGAACCGGAGACGCAGGAGGACGACCCGUGGGCAGGACUUCCUUACACCGUGGACCUGGAAACCGGCGAAUACAUCCUCAGCUCCGGCGGUCAGAACGGAAGUGGAAGUAGCAUCGGCGAGGACAGCCCACUUCUCAACGAAGCGUCGUUGGGUUUGGACAAUCAUCCGUUGACCGGCUUGACUAAUGAUUCGCUGGUGCUAAACGACACUUUAGGACUCGAGCAUGAUUUUACCUCGGAGCUUCUCGGAGGUAGUCUCUUAGAAAGCGCCGGCGUAGAGGGUCUCCUCAGCAACGAUACGCUGGGCUUGCCCGACGAAUUUAAUCUCGAGGAGGCGCUCCAGCUCGUCGGCCUCGAUGAGGCUCAACCAGAGACUUGCGAGGAGACGAAACCGGAAGUGAAGAAGAAGAAGAAGAAGGAAGAGGAGGAGGAGGAGGAGGAGGAGGGCAACGCCGAGGACUCAGCGAGUGCAGAGGGCGGCGCGGCCAUCACCGCGUCGGAUAACGCCGAGGUCGCGAAGUCAUCCAGCUGCGAGGAUCCCGAGACCGGCGACAUGAUUCACACACCGCAGUUUCAUCAUCCCCAUCAUCCGCACCACCGCUCCUUCCAGGGUCGCAUGCCGUUCAUGCGGGCGAUGAGCAUGGAACAGCGGUGGCAGGAUCUCGCGUCUCUGUUAUCCCUUCCGGGAGCACCGGAUCACUUUACACAUCCGCCGCAUCCGGGAUAUCCAGGACACGGUAUAAGUCACAGUCAUUACGAGGCGCAACGUAACGUACUGCUCCACAAUCCUACCUUAGCACCGCCGGUCGGGGAUCUCAAUUCGACGGGACCUUAUCACAAUGUCGCCGUGGCAACAUCGAUGAAUUUGACAAACAGCAGCGAACCAAUGGGUGCAGAGAGCGGCGCAACAUACAAGUCUGAGCCCAGCGAUAUGAUGUAUUAUCAUACGCCGGCAGCAGAUUCCAUCAACCAAACCACGGACGGAUUCCUAUCGUCUCUACUUAACGACGAGGAUUUACAUCUGAUGGACAUGGCCAUGAAUGAUGGCAUGUAUACCAUGCGCAUGCUGGACAAUGGUAACAACAAUGCAUCGGGGCCUAACAGCGGCGCGACUGCUCUACCGGGUGUGCAAACAGCCGGCGGCACAGCAUCGACGGCUACCGGCGUCACGACUCUACCCGGCGUAGCCGACGAAAGGAUGGACGCUUCGAGUGACAGCGCGGUCAGCAGUAUGGGCAGCGAGCGCGUACCGUCCCUCUCGGACGGCGAAUGGAUGGAAACUGGAUCCAACUCCAGCCAUACCCAGGCUGACUCUCAUUACAGCAUGGAUUACGCGAGCAAAUAUCGCAUGCCGUACGACUGCAGCUACUCGGUAUCCGGGAGGAAUACCGGCGGUUCUCCGCGAUGUCAAACGGAACGGACCGUCGCGCCGGUCGCACAGAAGAAGCAUCAAAUGUUCGCCAAGCGAUAUUUCCAAGAGCAGAACACUUGCUCACCUCUGGGUGCUACCGCACAUCCAAUCACUCCGAUGAAGUACGAAUACGACACCCACACGGUUGGCGCGGGUGCGCCGGGCAACGCGUAUUCCGGACCGAUCGAGGGCGCAGCCGGCCCGCAGCCAGAAAUGAAAUAUAGUUGUAGCGUGGACUUCAGCCGUCAUCAAUCCGGGCGAUCUGCAAUAGAACAUGUUCAUCAUAAUCAUACUUAUCACCUACCCGCCGAAAGUUCGGGAUCUCUCCAGCGUCCUAUUUCGCGCGACAAGAAAGUUCGCAAGAGCGAAGCGGACGAACAUCUGACGAGAGAUGAGAAGAGAGCGAGAGCAUUGAACGUACCAAUCGCGGUCAGUGACAUCAUCAACCUUCCUAUGGACGAGUUUAACGAACGUCUCAGUAAAUACGAUCUUAGCGAGGCCCAAUUAUCCCUAAUACGCGACAUUAGAAGACGCGGCAAGAAUAAGGUCGCCGCGCAGAACUGUCGCAAACGCAAAUUGGAUCAAAUCCUAAGUCUAGCCGACGAAGUAAAGGGGAUGCGAGAUCGCAAGAUGUUGCUCGUGCGCGAUCGUGAUAGCAUGCGCUUGGAGAUACAGCGGGUGAAGGACAAGUUUAGCCAACUGUAUCGUCAUAUUUUCCAGUCCCUACGAGAUCCAGAUGGUAAUCUGUAUCACCCGUACGAGUACAGUCUUCAACAAUCAGUGGAUGGAAACAUUCUGCUGGUUCGUAGAAACCAGUCGAACCCCCAUCAGUCGCGGCAAUCCUCGAUGGAGCCGAAGACUAAGCCCGAUCCUGAGCACAAGGAAUGAAACUGUCGAAGGAUCGUACACCAACAUGAUUGGUUAUCGAAGAACUUAUGUCAUUCUUGGA